AAAAGGAGCCCCCUAUGAAUCAGAUUGGCUGGAGCAGCUUGAGUAGCAGCUGUUCCAGCCAGUAAGACCAAAACAAGUUACAGGCAGGGAGGAAAGCCUGGAAGAAGCUCCCUGCUCUGAAGGUUUCCCUGGCUGAUGACUGUGAUUCAAAGAAGAAAAGGAAAGAAGCCGAAAUCUACCAGGCCCUGAACAGCAACCCUGUUGAUGUUGCUGCCCUCAGACGCAUGGCUAUCAGUGAAGGGGGUCUUUUGAUGGACGAGAUCCGAUGCAGAGUGUGGCCAAAGCUACUGAACGUGAACACAGAAGACCUGCCACCUCGUCCAGGAGAGGAGCUCCGGGAAGACAACAAAGACUACCAGCAAGUGUUGUUAGAUGUGAGGCGAUCCCUUCGGCGCUUCCCUCCAGGCAUGCCCGAUGAGCAGAGGGAGGGGCUGCAGGAAGAGUUGAUUGACAGCAUCCUGCACGUCCUGCAGCGUAACCCGCAGCUGCACUACUACCAGGGCUACCAUGACAUCGUGGUCACCUUCCUGCUUGUUGUGGGAGAGAGACUGGCAACGGCCCUCGUGGAAAGGCUGUCGACCCAUCACCUCAGGGAUUUCAUGGACCCGACAAUGGACAACACCAAGCACAUCUUAAACUACCUAAUGCCCAUCAUCGACCAGGUGAAUCCCGAAUUGCAUGACUUCAUGCAGAGGGCGGAAGUGGGGACCAUCUUUGCUCUCAGCUGGCUGAUCACCUGGUUUGGACACGUCCUUUCCGACUUCAGACACGUCGUGCGGCUCUAUGACUUCUUCCUGGCAUGCCACCCACUGAUGCCUAUUUACUUUGCGGCAGAGAUCGUGCUCUACCGAGCGCAGGAGGUUCUGGCCUGUGAGUGCGACAUGGCCUCCGUCCACCACCUCUUGUCCCAGAUCCCACAAGACCUCCCUUACGAGACCCUGAUCAGUCGAGCUGGGGACCUCUUUGUCCAGUUCCCGCCGUCGGAACUCGCCCGGGAGGCUGCUCAGCAGCAAGCCGAAAGAACCGCUGCUUCCACCUUCAAGGACUUUGAGCUGGCUUCAGCCCAGCAGCGGCCCGACACGGUUCUGCGGCAGCGCUUCCGAGAGCGACUCCGCGCAGAGGAGCGGGCCAACUCCCUCUUGGCGACGAAACCAAGGACCAACCGCUUUGUCAAGCUGGCCGUGAUGGGGCUGACCGUGGCCCUGGGCGCAGCAGCCUUGGCCGUGGUGAAGAGUGCCCUGGAGUGGGCCCCCAAAUUUGAAUUGCAAAUAUUUCCCUGAGCUCCCUUGGGGAGGGGAGUGAGGAAGACGAGGACGCUCCUCUCCCGCUUGGGGUGGCAGGAGUGGACAGCUGUGCCUGCAGAAGGCAAAUCGGUUUCUAACCCCUCUGCUCUCCUCUCUGCCCCCACAUCCAGGCAGCCCUGCUGUGAAGCUGCCACGGAAGCACCCAGAGCUUCUUGGGGAAAGCUCUUCCUCCAGGAAAGCUGGCCGUGACUGCUCUGUGUCACCCGAAGGCCAGAGGACUUCCGUUCUGUGGUGCUUCCACAAUUCCCAGCCCAGGUGCUGGGCCUGUGUGCCUGGAAAGUAGUUGGGGAGGUGUUGCGCUUUGGAAUUCCCUUGUCGCUGCUGGGGGCAGCGGGGAACAAGAGAGGAAUCCACUGUGGAUGUGUUCAAGAAUGACGUUGGUUCCUUCUGCAAUAUGAACUCAAAAGGAGGCAGAGGGAGGCAUGUCGGGGAGAAGUGUCCAGAGACCUCCUUUCCCUGUGGAAAGAGGACAGGCAGUUGUGGGCAGGUCAAAGCACGAGGACCUCCUUAGAUUCCUGCUCACUUCUGCUUCUACCUUCUGCAGCCAACUGACCAGUGCUGUCUUGCAGCGGGAGCCGAGACCUGUCCUGGGGGAGGAGUAGCUGUGCUCUAGCCGCCCGGCCAGGAUUCUGCAAGAAGGCUGGGGCCUGGCCCACGAGCGCUUGCCCUUCAGAUUUCCAGCUGUGAAAUCUUACCUGCUGCAGGACCAAAGUUUGUGGUGUGGAGAAUGGGCCUUAAGAGUUCCCUUCCACAGCCAGAAACAGAAGCACUGGUCGUGGUGAGUGAAGGAUUCUCCCAGUAAACAACUGCAUAUGAAACCCAAAGUCCCAUGCACCCCACAGAGAAUCCCCCACACACACACCUCUACCUCCUCCCUCUUCCAAGAAGCCCUUUCACAAGUGCCCUUACCUAACACACACCACCAUUGCUCUGAUGAUAGCAAACCACUCUUGCCCCUCUCUGACCCAAGACAGCCUCUUCAGGCGGCUAGGAAUCCUGGGGGUGAAACGAAGGAUCAACAGCUCCAACCAGGUCACUGGCCAUGAUGAAGUGUGUGCUUGUGUAGGCACCUAAAUUCCAGCAGUGACUAGCCAGCCGGGCUGUGGGAGCAAUAGCUUUGUUUUGACUCCAGUGAGCUCAUUCCUACAGCAACAGUUUUGAGUCCGAUUCCUACUCCAUGUUCGGGACUGGAGGACGAGGAAGAGUGUAUUUUGCCAUUGAAACGCAGCUUCCAGAGGAAGCCGCCACUGUGCCUGGCGCCCAUAAGGACCUGUCCAGUAGAAAGACCUGCAGCUAACCUAUGCAUGCAUUUCUUUGAAACAAUUGUCUUGCUUUUACGAGUGCUGAGCCCUGUGGUGCAUUGCAAGUUGCAUACACAAGAAGCAAGGUGAGAGGAAUGGAGAGAACUCUUCCCAUGCUGUUUGCUGGGCCCCUCAUCUCGACAGCCCUAGUGUUGACCCUAGAAGUGGCUGUUCCUCUGGCUGAAUUGUGCCUACUUGUCACUCCCUGCCCCCCAGAAAAUAUGUAUGGCUUCAGCUGGUGGUGGCUCUUGGAGCCCCUGCUCUUGAGAUGGAGCAGUGCAGUCCAGCUGUGUUCUGGGGCGGCUCAGCCCACCCUCGCCCCCGGCUUGGGGCACCAACAGCUGCCCCAGGCCAUGUGCCCUUGCUGCUAGCAGCCCCGUCCCAGCUGCCAAGUGCUGGGAAUGAGGUGCCAGCCAUGGCCAUGUGUGUCGGAGGCGGGGGGAGGGUACCGGCACACAUGCACACACACACACCCACACACAUGUCCUCCUCUGGCCUCUUGUAGAGCAGGUGCCUGGAACCAGCAGCCUCUGCAGAGAUGGCCCGGGCUCCUCUGUUAACGGGAAGGCACUGGCAGGAAGCCUGUGAAGUAUGGCUGUACUUAGCACUUUAUCGAAAUCUGGGUUAAAGAGGAAGGCCUUCCAGGAGGCCCACCUGCUCCUUAGCGCUUCCCUUUUCUUGCCUUGGUAGGAAGUGGCCUCUGCCCAGAAAUCUGGCUCACCUUUUUGCAGGAGGCCCCUCUGAAGAGUGGGUUCUGGCCACUGCCUCCUGACCCGGAGCCUUUUUAUAGCAUUCGUCUGGGUGGUGGGCAACAGACAGCCGAGAAAGAGAGAGGUUCGGACCGGAGGCCCUCGCCUUUGUAGCUGGCUGCCUGCAGAAGGGCUGGACUUAACAGAUACGUUAAUGAUACAGUUUGUCAUGCUGAAAUGGAACAGUCAUUUCCUUCCCCUUCACCAGCAUCUGCCACAACAGAAGCAAAUUGUAGCAGACUUAGAAAUGAUUUGUCGGCAGCAUGCAAGUAAAUCUAUUUAUCACACUUGUAUACCGCCCAAUAUUAAAUUCUCAAGGCAGUUUACAAUGAAACGCUUGCAGCUGCAAGGAGGGGGAAAUCUACUUCCUGGCUGAUGUUUGCUACUGUAUAACGAAGCCUUUUAGGCUGGUUUGUGCAACUGGUAGAAUCCAGAGGGAAAGCGUGUGUGAGAUGGCUGUGCUGCCGGCUGAAUGCUCCUGCCUGUGUGUUUAAAUGUAGAUAAAAAUCCCUGCAUGUCGAAAAUGAGCAUACUCGGGAGACGUUGGCAUGCUCUUUUUCUGUCUUUAGGAAGACCCACACACCCAUGGAGGGGAAUCAAGGCAGAGGGUCCCUUACAGCCUAGAGUGGCAACAGUUGAUGACCUUUCUCAGGUGAUUCUGCUGCUUGUUCCAACUGGCUCUUAUUGCCCCAGAGGAAACGUCAGUCCAGUUUGACUCCUGUCUGCAUUUGCUAGAAGGCUGGGGAAAGCUCUUCUUAGAAGCAAAGAUGGGAGGAAGACUAUGACCGAAGUGAAGGCAGGGGCAAGGGAAGGAAGGGCCUUGCUCCAUGCAUGUGAUGAGAUGAACACCACUCCCCCUUCACAUGGCUGAAUGUGAUGGCCGUGUGUCAUCCAGUCUUUGUCUUGUGCUCCAAAGUGAGCUGCCAGUGUCCAUGGCAGUGAAGCAGGGUGCCCAUUGCCUCUUGCCAGGAUUGCCAGUCAUGGGCGGCGGCUGUAGCUGCGCCACCCACCAAGCCAAAUGCAACCUGGCAGGCUUGUAGGGUGACCAGUGAGCUGCUUCGCCACUCCCCUGGAUUUGCAGUCCCAGGCAGGUGACAGACCCAGGAAGUUUAUUGAGUCCCUUGUGUGGCACCACACAGCCAGGGAGGGCAUCAGAGGAGGGGCAGCUGCCUCCCCUGCCCAGCAGCAACUCGGGCUGCUCCUCUCUCUCUCUCACCCAAGACCCCUGCUGCCUGCAGGCUAGCCAUUCAUCAGGUAGAGCUGCACGGUUAACCAGGCAGCACAGCUCCUAGGCAGGGUGGGAGAGGAGCAACCCAAGGUGCUGCCGGGAAGCAGAGGCAGCUGCACCUCCUUGGGUGCCCUCCUGGCUUGUUAGAAGAGCUGCUAUUGCAUACAGCCGAUGGGAUGGUGAAUUGCAGGCUAUACAAACACGACCGUUACCAGCCUUGAAUCAGCACAGUGACAAAUGGUGUUCCAGAUCACUGAAGUCAGACUUGCAGUAGCCAGAAGAGAUUUUGCCACCCUUGCUGUAUCGCAGUCUUCCUGGGGUAAAGGCAGCCAGGGGUGUGGCCACACGCUGCCCCCCCCUCCUCUUCAGUAGGGAAGCCAGGGGUUCCCUCCCCCUCACAGAAAGAGAUCUCUGGUUGUCUCGCCACUCUGUAUAAAGGUUAUACAUAUGUAUGUAAGAUGCAGAUUUGUACAGGGCCUGCCAUUGUGUAAAAAUAAAUGCUAUACCCACUUACUAAA
Molecule: messenger RNA, 5100 nt
Organism: Hemicordylus capensis (graceful crag lizard)
Lineage: Eukaryota; Metazoa; Chordata; Lepidosauria; Squamata; Cordylidae
Gene: TBC1D20
Product: TBC1 domain family member 20
Exons: 8
Coding region: 225-1280 (351 amino acids)
Biological process (GO): endoplasmic reticulum to Golgi vesicle-mediated transport; positive regulation of GTPase activity
Cellular component (GO): endoplasmic reticulum membrane
Molecular function (GO): GTPase activator activity
Source: RefSeq, a predicted model, not a curated record